GGCACGCUACUAAUGCAAAGUUUGAACAAGCUGCACACACCACAGGAGAAAUUGGAUGCUCUCCUCAAGAAGUAUGCCGAACUGCUGGAGGAGCGUCGGGGGGAACAGAAGCAGCUGAGGUUCCUGCAGAAGAAGCAGGGCCACGUGGGGAAGGAGAGGGACCAGCUCCAGUGCGAGCACAGCAGAGCCAUCCUGGCCCGCAGCAAACUGGAGGGCCUCUGCAGGGAGCUCCAGAGGCACAACAAGACCCUCAAGGAGGAGACCCUAGCUCGUUGUCGUGAGGACGAGGAGAAGCGCAGGGAGAUCACCACUCACUUCCAGAGCACACUGACAGACAUCCAGGCUCAGAUCGAGCAGCACAGUAACCGCAACAACAAGCUGUGUUUGGAGAAUGCCAACCUGGCAGACAAACUCAAACACAUCAUCAGCCAGUACGAGCAGAGAGAGGAGAGCUUGGAGAAGAUCUUCAAGCACCACGACAUGCAGCAGAAACUGUCUGAUGCCAAACUGGAGCAAGCCAACGCACAGCUGCAGGAGGCUGAUGAGAAGCACAAGAGAGAGAAGGAAUACCUGCUUAGGGAGGCAAUUGACAAAACAAAGAAAUGCUACACAUUGAAGGAGCAAGAGUUGCAGUUGAAGAAAAAGCUUGUUCUGUACUCCCAGAAGUUUGAAGAGUUCCAGACUACGUUGUCUAAGAGCAACGAUGUGUAUGCCAGCUUCAAAAAUGAAAUGGAGAAGAUGACAAAGAAGAUGAAGAAACUAGACAAAGAGUCAAAUGUUUGGAAGACCAGAUUUGAGAGCACAAACAAGGCUCUCUCUGAGAUGAUUGAAGAGAGGACUCUGAAGGAGAAUGAGUAUGAGAUGUUCGUUGUGAAGAUUGACAAGCUGGAGAGGCUCUGCCGAGCACUCCAGGACGAGAGGAAGAUCCUGUACUCCAAGAUCAAAGGCAUCCGUCAAACCCCUAACGUCCCAGAGGGGACACCCAAGGACGAGACACAGGAGCAGGCCACUGAACCAGCCCACAGCCUUAUGGACAUAGUUGAGGAGCCAGAGAUGACAGAGGAGAUGUCCCGUCUGAGAGCUGAGCAGAACAGGCUGGCGGAGUUCGCCGCCUCUCUACUGGCCCCGUCAACAGGAGACAAUGAUGACGAUGACUCUGACAGCGAGGAAGAGCCAGAGUCUACAGAACCGGCUGAGGCCCAGAACAUCUCUGAACCAACACAGGCCCCAGCACAAGUACAGGUAGAGGCACCAGCAAAGGCAGAGGAACCAGCACAUGCAAAGGCACCAGCACAGGCUCCCUCACAGAUAAUAGCACCAGCACAGGCUCCAUCACAGGUAGAAGAACCAGGACAGGCUCCCUCACAGGUAGAAGCACCAGCACAGGCACCCUCACAGGUAGAAGCACCAGCACAGGCUCCCUCACAGGUAGAAGCACCAGCACAGGCUCCAGCUCAAGUAGAGGCACUAGCACAGGCUCCCUCACAGGUAGAAGCACUAGCACAGGCUCUCUCACAGGUAGAAGCACCAGCACAGGUUCCCUCACAGGUAGAAGCACCAGCACAGGCUCCCUCACAGGUAGAAGAACCAGUACCUGCUCCCUCACAGGUAGAAGAACCAGUACAGGCUCCCUCACAGGUAGAAGCACCAGCACAGGCUCCUUCACAGGUAGAAGAACCAGUACCUGCUCCCUCACAGGUAGAAGAACCAGUACAGGCUCCCUCACAGGUAGAAGCACCAGCACAGGCUCCCUCACAGGUAGAAGAACCAAUACCUGCUCCCUCACAGGUAGAAGAACCAGUACAGGCUCCCUCACAGGUAGAAGCACCAGCACAGGUUCCAGCUCAAGUAGAAGCACCAGUCCAGCCAGAGCCCCCAAAACAGCCAGAGCCCACUGCCAAGAAGCAGACACCAAAGAAGAAGAAUGCAAGGAAGACCAGCUGAACCGAUAAAUGUGUCAUUGUGUGAUCGUUAGUAGUGUGCCUGGUGUUAUGGUUGAGAUAUCUAAUCCAGCUUGGUUUGUCUAUAUACUGGUGUAUCUAAAGUCAUGGCGUGCAGUAGAAGUAUGUUUAAGUUGUAUAGCAGAUGACGACAGACAGAGAUUUACUGUUUUCUACCAUUUAGAAAUACACUGGCAUAACCAAAGAAUGGGCAGCAAGGUUAUUCAGGACAUUGCAGCCUAAAAACAUUUCAAUGCCAAAUGUGGUUUGCAAAACAGCAUCAUAAAAGCCACUGUCUUUUUUUCCCCAUCUGAACCCUAUAAUGUAACUUCAAUAAAUAUCUGAUUGAAAAUGAUGUAAA
Molecule: messenger RNA, 2301 nt
Organism: Salvelinus namaycush (lake trout)
Lineage: Eukaryota; Metazoa; Chordata; Actinopteri; Salmoniformes; Salmonidae
Product: gamma-taxilin-like
Exons: 8
Coding region: 13-1944 (643 amino acids)
Molecular function (GO): syntaxin binding
Source: RefSeq, a predicted model, not a curated record